AUGUCUAAAUCGUGCAAAGUUUGCAACAAAGUGUUUCCUGGUGGAAAAUCAUGGGGAGGCCAUAUAAGGACAUGUUGCAAGAAGGAGGAAGAUGAAAAGGAUCGAGAAGAUACUGAUGAUUGGAGGGUACAUGAUUGCUCUUCUUCAGAAUCAGAAUCAGAGUUUGAAUUUCAUGUUGAUGUUGAUGAGAGUAGUACUAAAGGGUCCGUGGAGCCCGUCGAUUUGAGGGAGUAUCUCCCACGGGGUUGGUCAGGAAAUAGCAAGAAGAAAAGAUCUAGAAAGAAUAAGCUCAAAUUUGCUGCUUUAAAUCAAGCCAGAAAGAAGAGUUUUGCAGAUCACAUUCUUGAAGCUGCAGCCUUAAACCUUCUAUUGUGGCCUUCAGUCUGUGAUAUCAAGCAGAAGGGUAUUAGGGAAGAAUUAGCCAAGUACCAAGAUAGGUUUUCCCAUCAACUUUCCUUGAAUAAGAAGCCAAUGAAAAGCAUUGCUUAUACGCGAGAAAAGAGGCCCUCGGAGUUCAAAGUGGGACAAAAAAGAACAUACGUGUGCAGGGAAUGUGGAUUAGUUUUUGACAGCUUCCAAGGUCUCGGCGGCCACCUGGCCGCCCACAAUAGGAAGAGAGAGAGGGAAAAAGAAGGGAAAUUGGAUCUGGUAAGUGGGGUUCAUCAAGAUUCGAGAGGCAAAAACGUUAUAAUUGGUGAUGCUCCUAGAAAAGAGUACAAGUGUAUUCUGUGCGAAAGAAGUUUUCCAAGUGGACAAGCUCUCGGCGGACAUAUGAGCUAUCAUGGCACUGCUCAGAAGGUUUACAAGCAUGAAGGACAUAAUAGCCAUCACACCACUGCUGAUACGGAAAAUAAUAACUCCGCAUCCAGCCAUGAGGCAUCGAAUGGGGCAGAUAGUCAUUCCAAUCCUCCAUCUAGUGUACAAGUUAGUCACCUUGAUCCUCAACCUGGUAGUGCAUUGGAUUUGAACAUGGCUCCAGAUGAGGGUUUAUGGGAAAAUGAUGUUGGAGUCCAAAAACAGUCUCAGUUAAGUUAG
This is a messenger RNA of Populus euphratica (Euphrates poplar), 1035 nucleotides long. RefSeq names its product zinc finger protein ZAT9-like. Bases 1 to 1035 code for a protein of 344 amino acids. The transcript has a single exon. NCBI's taxonomy places the organism in Eukaryota, Viridiplantae, Streptophyta, Magnoliopsida, Malpighiales, Salicaceae. The record is from RefSeq and is a predicted model, not a curated record.